GACAGGUUGAGCUGUCUUCCAGAACCUACAGUCCAUCACAUCCUUCCUUUUCUUGACACCAAAUCCGCCGUUCUAACCUCUGUAUUGUCACGAUUUUGGAGAUGCGUCUGGAAACAUGCCCCUGUUCUUGACUUCAAUCAAUGUGACUUCCAACGUUACUCGAGUUUCUGCAGACAUGAAAGCAAGGUUUUGUCCUGUUGUUGUCCCCUGAAUCUCCGCAAGCUGAGCUUCUUAGACCAUGAGCUUAGGUCGGAGGGAAGAGGCGAUUUUCAGACGUUCUUUGAUAAACUGGCUGCAAACAUUUUGAAACAACCAAUGGGGAAAAAUCAACUAGCAAGUCCAAACAGAACAAUCAAAACAAAAUUUCUACGGUUUACUGUUCCAUCAGGAUUUGAAACAACCUGA
Molecule: messenger RNA, 405 nt
Organism: Linum tenue
Lineage: Eukaryota; Viridiplantae; Streptophyta; Magnoliopsida; Malpighiales; Linaceae
Source: the annotation of a GenBank genome assembly